Chrysemys picta bellii (western painted turtle) is the source of this 2752-nucleotide messenger RNA. NCBI's taxonomy places the organism in Eukaryota, Metazoa, Chordata, Testudines, Emydidae. The record is from RefSeq and is a predicted model, not a curated record.
AUGAAGCAAACAGUGCUGGUCAUGCAGGACCAGCCCCUUUGAUUUCUGGGCUUACAACUAUAUGAAGUAAAAAGCUCCCCCCACAAGUGGAAAAUGGUACAGCCUCAUGUAGGUGGGUGUGAUGGGGACCAUCUAUUUCUAGGGUUGGUCUGUGCAACCCAAAGGUGCUGAAAAAGCGGAGUGACAAGGGACCUGGCUCACAGUGGGAGACCUGCGUUGCAAGCCUGGUUUCCCUGACAUGACACCAGGGGAAAUGGAGAUGGUGGAAGUGUUCACUUCAGAAGGCAAAGGCAGGGGGUUGAAAGCAGUCAAGGAAUUCUGGGCUGGGGAUGUCAUCUUCGCGGAGCCAGCCUACGCUGCGGUGGUUUUUGACAGCCUUACGCAUCUGGUCUGCCACACCUGCUUUAAAAGGCAGGAGAAGCUCCACCGCUGUGGUCAGUGUAAGUUUGCCCACUACUGUGAUCGAACCUGCCAGAAGGAUGCCUGGCUUAACCACAAACAUGAAUGCUCUGCCAUCAAGGCGCAUGGGAAAGCGCCCAACGAAAACAUCAGGCUGGCAGCCCGCAUCAUGUGGAGGAUAGAGCGAGAGGGAGGUGGCCUUACUGAGGGCUGCUUGGUCUCCAUCGACGACUUGCAGAACCACGUGGAGAACUUUGGAGAAGAGGAGAAGAAAGAGCUGAGAGCCGAUGUGGAGAGUUUCCUCAACUUCUGGCCCCCCCAGAGCCAGCAGUUUGGCAUGCAGUACAUCUCUCAUAUAUUCGGAGUGAUAAACUGCAAUGGCUUCACCCUGAGUGACCAAAGGGGACUGCAGGCUGUCGGCGUGGGCGUCUUCCCCAAUCUCUGCCUGGUGAACCAUGACUGCUGGCCUAACUGCACCGUCAUAUUCAACAACGGCAAAAUCGAGCUGCGUGCGCUGGGUAAGAUCUCACCUGGGGAAGAGCUGACUGUCUCCUAUGUCGAUUUCCUCAACGUCAGCGAAGAGCGGCGGAAGCAGCUGCAGAAGCAGUACUAUUUUGACUGCACGUGUGAGCACUGCCAGAAAGGGAUCAAAGAUGAUCUGAUGCUGGCUGUAAAAGAAGGUGAAAACAAGCCUGACUUCAGGGUAAACAGUGAGGUGGCAAAAUUUGCAGAUGAUACAAAACUAUUCAAGAUAUUUAAGGCUAUGAAACAGGGAUGGGACCAAGUUGUGAAGCUCUGUCGUGAGUGUCUGAAGAAACAAGAGCCCGUACUGGGAGACACUAACAUCUACCUGCUGAAAAUCCUGAGCAUCGCUUCGGAAGUGCUCUCCUACCUCCAGAUGUUCGAGGAAGCAUCAGGCUAUGCAAAGAGGAUGGUUGAUGGUUACAUGAAAAUAUACCAUCCCAACAAUGCGCAGUUAGGGAUGGCCGUGAUGCGGGCCGGGGUGACCCACUGGCAUGCCAGUCUCAUUGAAUCAGGGCAUGGCAUGAUCUGCAAAGCCUAUGCUAUUCUUCUGGUGACCCAUGGACCUACCCACCCAAUCACCAAAGACCUGGAGGUCAUGCGUGUCCAGUCAGAGAUGGAGCUGCGCAUGUUCCAACAGAAUGAGUUCAUGUAUUACAAAAUGAGAGAAGCAGCCCUGAAGAACCAGAAGAUCCAAGUUAUGGCUGAGCCCACCAAUGAAGCACCAUCAGGCCUCUUCCACACGAAGCAGUAACCCCAUAGCUUCCAGUUAUCUGUAUUCCUGCACAUCUGGUAGAACAUCAACCCUUUUCUUCCAAAUCUGAAGAGGUUAUUUGUAAUGAGCACAAUGCCAUCUAACUAAGAACACAUAGAUCUCUUGAGAGUGGCUCUUGACAAGUAUUCUUCCAGGAGCUCAGGGCACCAGCUAAGAAAUAUUUCACAGGAAAUAGAUCCUGUUUCCACAAAUAAUAAAAGGGUCAUUAUAGCAUCGCUUCCACAAUAAUUCAUUUUAGGGCUAGUUCUCUUCAUAUAAGGCCAAAUCCUGAAGUCCCUCACUUAGACUUUCAAUCAGUUCUUUCUCAAGCAAAACUCCCAUUGGAGUCAGCAGGUGCUUGCCUAAGUGAGGAUGGGGAUAGAACCCAGUAAAAAUGAGGAUGGACUACAGGGUUCGGCCCAAAGGGAGUCUUGUCUGUGUGAGGAUUGAGUGAAAACUGAGGAAAGCUAUUAGGAUUUGGCACUGAGGAAGUUUUAAGUAAAGACACUUUUCCUGCCAUUUUUCUAUAGUUCAAAAACAAUUUUGUAGUGUAGGAACUAACCUGCCGAAUGGAGCAGACUUUAGGCAGUACUAUGACCAGUAUGGAGAUUAAUUAGAGAUCCUACCUUAGGUAGAAGAAUUUAGGUACCAUUAAGGCCGUAUAAACUAGGGUGGCUGACACUGGCCUGCCAAGUAAAAAGUGCAUAGACAAUGGUUUAAAUCUCAGCAUGGAUGAAGUCAAAACAGGUUAGGACGGUGAUCAGAAAUAGGGCUCUAGUGUAGGCCCAAACCAGUGUCCAAAAAAGAUUGAAACAGAAUGGUUAGCUUCCAUCACACCAACCAACGGGGCAAGGAGUGGCGGGGAAGCACUGCUUCCCUCGGCCACAAUGUGGGAGCUCCCGUCUACUGUUAGUGGAGGAGGGGGAGAUGUCCUCCUCACUGCUCCUACUUACUUUAGUCCCCAGUCCUAACCUGGGCUGGAGCACUGUCGGCGUUCUAAUGUGCUUUGGCCCCAUUCGUGCUGGCUGACCAAACUGUGUCGUGCUUAUUCUGUUUCAAUACAACAACCAUGCUUAA